Molecule: messenger RNA, 2361 nt
Organism: Cheilinus undulatus (humphead wrasse)
Lineage: Eukaryota; Metazoa; Chordata; Actinopteri; Labriformes; Labridae
Product: macrophage mannose receptor 1-like
Exons: 5
Coding region: 89-1210 (373 amino acids)
Source: RefSeq, a predicted model, not a curated record
CAACACUUCAAGGAGAGACAUCAGAGAGAAGCUAAGAGACAAAAUCAUCACAUCAGACUAAAGGAUCAGUCCAUCGAUCAGAGUGAAGAUGAAGAGUUUAUUUCUGCUCAUUGUGAUCGGCCAGUGUUUCUCUGUCACCUGUCUCCUCUGUGAGUACUACCUUAUUGAGGAUGAAAUGACCUGGGAUGAAGCCCAGAGAUACUGCAGAGAGAAAUACACAGACCUGGCCACAGUGUCUGACAUGACAGACGCUCAGAGUCUCAGUGAGUUGGUGGAUGGAAAAGAAGCCUGGAUCGGUCUUUCCAGCAACCAGGGAAGAGACAACAGACAGUGGCACUGGUCUUUGCCAGGGCUGCCAGGGGUGAACUUCAGUGAUAUCAAGGAGCAUUUUAAUGAUGGUGAGCCAGGUGAUCAUGAAGGUCAUCAUGAGAAUUGUGUACGAAUGACGAACGGCAAAUUAAUUGAUCACCGGUGCAGCUCUCCCAGUGGAUUUAUUUGCCUCAAUGGAGAAGAUCAUCCUGAUGGAAGAUUCACACGGAUUGUUGAGAAGAAGAACUGGACCCAGGCUCAGGAUUACUGCAGGGAACAUCACAUCGAUCUGGCCAGUGGACUCGACAUUUUCAAGGAUGACACAUUUCUGAAACUUUCAGAGUCUCUUCAGUUGUGGUUGGGGCUCUUCAGAGACACCUGGACUUGGUCAGAUGGAAACAGCUCAAGUUUCAGAAACUGGGAUCAGGGCUUGUUCAAGGAUGGAAUCGACAGGAAGGAGUGUGCAACUGUUUUAGACGAAUCUGGACAAUGGGGCUCUGAUGGUUGUGAUGAGAAAAAACCCUUCUUCUGCUACAAUGACAAACUGAUCUUGAUCAACGAAAACAAGACCUGGGAGGAGGCCUUAUACUACUGCAGAGAUAACUACACUGACCUGGUCUCUAUCACUAACCCUCACCAGCAGAGAUGGGUCCAAGCCAGAGCCAAGGACGCCUCCACCUCCCACGUGUGGCUGGGACUGCGCUACACCUGUGUUCUGGAUCUGUGGAUCUGGAUUAAUGACCAUCUGGUCUGCUAUCACAACUGGAAAUCCAAUGAGUUGAGUAAUGAAUGCUAUCAUGCUGCAGCCAUGGAAAAAGAAAGUGGGAAGUGGGUCGAACAGGCUGAUGAUGACAAGUUUAAUUUUAUCUGUGUUUUGGAGAAAUCUCAAAACCCAACCUGACCACUUCAGAGUGUUGUGAAAACGUCGUUGCCUGCUUCCUGAUUUCUUUCUUACUUUUUUUUGACCCACUCUGCAAAAACAUCCAAAUCUACCUGGCCACAUGUAAAACAACAAUUGCCCCUAAACCUAAUAACUGGUUUUGCCAUCCUUGGUGGCAACAACUGCAUGCAAGUAUUUGUACUUUCUCUCAGUGAGUCCUUCACAUCACUGUGGAGGACUUUAGGCGCUCUUUUUUGCAGAAUUGCUUUAAUUCAGCCACAUUGGAGGGUUAUGAGGUCACGCCACUGCAUCUCAAUCUGAUUUACGUCCAGACUUUGACGAGGCCACAUUCUCCUCCAGGAUUCUUUGGUAGAGAGCAGAAUUCAUGGAUCCAUCCACUAGUGCAUCAAUUAGUCACCCAGUUCCUAAAAAAAUCAAAGCAAUCUGAGACCACCACACUACCACCACCAGGUUUGACCUCAAGUUUGAUGUUUCUGUUGUGUUUUAUGUUCUACUUGUGACAUUUUUGUGAUAAAUUCCGGUUUCUGGUUUCCUGUAUCCGUUGUGCUGGCUGCAAACUUCACUCUGCUCUUCCUGAGGCCUUCCCCCCUCCCCCCGGUUGCUGAGAAGAAGAUCCACACCUGCAGCGAGUUGUUAAUCACGCUCCCUACUUUAGACCUGCUGCAGCUCUCCUCAGUGCCUGAGUUUUGUCUACACUCUCCUGUGGUAAACGCCAGCUCCAGGCUCACACUCUUAUGAGAACAAUUGUGAAUUCUUCCAGUGCUUCACUUUGUGGAAUUGUUACUAACGUGUCUCCUCUUUCCCUUCCAGUGCCUCACUCACCGCCGCACAGCAGCCCAGCUUCAGCACUCUCCCUCGCUGCCGUCACUCUCCCUGGACCCGUGGAUUCCCCUUUACCUGAGCACCUUAACCUGCACAAUAAACCUGUUAAAACUGCUUCACUGUCUCUGUAUACUGGGUUCAAACCACCACCUUACAUAACAGUGUCUUAUUUUACAACAAUUGAAACAGGACGUGAACCAUCGAAAAGUUCAACUCUUGUCUCGUCAGUGAGUAGAAUAUUAUCCCAAAAAUCUUGGGGAUCAUAAAGAUGUUGGUGGCAAAUGUGAGACGAGCCUCUGUGUUGUUUGGAACUCUUCCAUUUUUGCCCC